CCUUGUCAAUGAAUGUUACAGCGAAGAUAAAAGCCUCACAAUACCGCCCAGCCCUCUUCAUUCACUUCUAGACCAUUUAUCAAAACCCAACACAGCGCCAACACGGUUUCAAUGGACCAUCUUACAUGGUACCCGCAAUCCAGCAUCCCACCAGUACAAGUGCCAUACGUCUGUGGCAACGAGCCUACUUGCAAAAAAGAUCAGUUUCUGGACUUCGCCACACUACAAGGCUGGGAACUGAAACAAUCCGACUCUCUCGCUCAACUCGCAACAAGAUCGCAAGCUUGGCUCUUUUUCGGUUUGCUAGCUGUGAUUGGCAUUCCUGCCCAAAAUUGUAGAGCUUCUAGAGCUUCCGCGACUUUUGAGAAUGUUGUCAACGCUUCUAUCCUACCUUCCGUUUUGCGAAGCAUUGUUGAAGGGGAUGACGAAAACAACGUGGCCCUAAUUGUGGAUGUGAUGACAGCAUUAGCCAGAGCCGAGGAGCUCAUGCGAGCUGAGGUGAUACCUCUUAUCAAAGAAUUCGAAGAAGGAGAGACACUCAACUUGUGGAGUUCUCAGCCUUACGCAAUCCUCUUCAGCAUUGAGAUUCUCAUAGAUACCAUCGUCUUUGUUCUUGGAGACGAGGCUGAUUCACGAAGGGUGUCACUAUUUGCACAGGGCAUGGAGGGAAUCGAACAAAGUCUACUGCAUGUCGGGAAAUGCCGCAGCCUUGCACAUCGCCUCGAUAAUUUGCGUUCUUCUGAGUUCUAUGUUCUCCUCUCAUUUCCCAGCGGUGACAUCCGUUCGGACCACUCCAAAUGCAAUCACACCAGUUGCUGCUGUUUUGACGUAGACCAGACUUCGUACAGGACUCGGCACGUAGAAGACUGUGUCAUGGCGAAGAGGUUUCGGUUGAUGAAGAGGAGCUUAUAGCACUUAUUCGGGUGGAUGAGGUACCCUUAAUCCGAAGCGUCAUGGAUUCUACGGGCAACGUUAAAAUCGAAAUCAUCAAAAUGAGGGAGCAGAUUGACUACACGGCCAUCUCGCAUGUCUGUGCGGGCGGGUUAGGCAACUUCCAGGACAACUGUCUCCCCCAUUGUCAACUACAAGCCAUUCAUGAAGAUGGCUGUAACACCAUGGCGCUCGCGUACGACAAUUAUUACAAGAAUCAGCGGU
Mollisia scopiformis is the source of this 1155-nucleotide messenger RNA. RefSeq lists its product as uncharacterized. NCBI's taxonomy places the organism in Eukaryota, Fungi, Ascomycota, Leotiomycetes, Helotiales, Mollisiaceae. The coding region runs from base 112 to 912 and encodes 266 amino acids. The transcript has a single exon. The record is from RefSeq and is a predicted model, not a curated record.